GCUGUCUUUGGAGGCAGAGUCUCAACUUCCAUAUGGUCUGCCAGCACAGACAGGCCUCCCACAAUACUGUGCAUUUCACUUCCUCCAGCUCCCAGCUGGAAGAUUGAAAACAGACAGAGGGAAAUAGAAAGCGGAGUGAAAGAGAGCAAUCGAGACAAAGCAAGGGACUGAAAAGUGGGAGAGAUGGACGGAGUGGGAAGGGGAGAGGGACUGUCAUCUCCUCCAUGUGCUCCGGGAAUGCAGGGUUAGAUGUGCCACGAUUCCUGGCGUUUGGGAAAGUGAAAGAGCAGAUUAUUGAACAGAGGCGGACUCUGAGUGGAUUUCAGAAACUGGGACAGGGUGCUCUGAGUGAGGGGAGGGCAGCCCCCACUCAGAUAGCGACAGGGGAUAGAGUAAGGCUGCCCUGAGACAUGGCCGGCUCUGGGGACUGGGCACACGAGUGGAGCCGGAUUGAGAGCACUAUCCGCGGGAGUUUCCGCCAGCUCCGGGAGAGGUACCUGCGGAGACCCAGGGCUCGGAAUGAGGAGCAAGCCCUUUCCCAGGGAGAAUCGGAGCAGGGGACUGGGAACACCCUGAACAAGCUGCCGGUGGAGAUACAGAUGUACAUCAUGGGCUUACUAUCUCCCCAGGAUCUCUGCCAGCUCGGAUGUGUCAGUCGCUACUGGAAUGCCAUGGUUCAUGACCCCCUUUUGUGGUGUUACUUCCUGUUGCGUGAUCUCCCUCACUGGGGCUCUGUUGACCAUCUCUCAUUGCCGGACGCAGCAUUACUGAAUAAAUCACUGACCGAAAACACGGAGCAUGACUACAUGACAGUGUAUUUAAUGAGCUGCCCUGAGGGCAGAAAGCACAGGAGAGUGAGCCCCAGCGCCUAUAGCUCAGUUACCUCCUUGUUGUACUCACUGGUCUCUCAGACAGAGCCACGGUUUGCCAUGUUCGGGCCUGGCUUGGAGCAACUUGACGUCUCACUGGUCACGAAGAUGAUGAACUCACCGGAAAUGCUGCCUGUCGUCAGUCCACCACAGCGACAGAUUGAUGGAAUUGGAUCUGGAAUCACCUUCUUAUUCAAAAAUGAAUAUAAAUUUAACAUUCUGACUUUAUAUUCAACAACCUGGAAGGAACGAGAAAGUGCGAGACUCGAAGAGAAUGUAGCUGUCAACAGACUCUUUGUGGAACAGCGAGGUGCAGAAGGAAAGCAGGGUGAGGCAGCGAGAGCAGCUUACUGCAUCAUCCCUCAGGUCCAGAAUGUCUGCAGUGUGGUCAACGGCUUCAUCUACGUGACAAAUGCUGAAGGCAGGAGAAGGCAUGACCGAGAGCAGGAAGUGCUCCAGAUUCAGGCCAUGAUUGAUCCAAGCCUGGGUGCUCGAAGCCGCCCCCUCCUGGUCUUGUGCUGUACUUCACAGCCUGGUGUGCAACGGAUACCAUGUGUUUAUGUGGCUCACCAGUUACAGUUGGGCCAGCUGGACCGAGCCUGGCUGGCCCAUGAUACAGAUGCAUUUUCGCUUAACGGCUUUCUUGACAGCAUUGAAUGGAUUCUGCGGGAAGUUGGCACCUUGUGAUCCACUGCAGCUGGGAGCAAGAUGCAUCCUUCAGGAAUGACAUUAUAUCCCAACAGCUUGGUGAACCCAAACACGCAUUUCCAACAGGAGAACUUACACAUGACCGUGCAUUGUUGCCCAAGGAGGUGAAUUCCUCUGAUCUCCUGGUUAAUCAGUUACUUUUGUCUUUCUGCUAAUUCCCACACUCUGCUGUAUCAGAUGGUUGUGUGGAUAAACAUUUGAGUGGGAGUUUUGCUGUGUUGAGCAGUAUUGAUUGGCUGGAUGGUAUGAAUAAAAAGCAUUAUGUGCCAUUAAUGGGGAGGUGAUGGCCAGUGGUGUUAUUGCUGGAAUGUUAAUCCAGAGACCCAGAUAACAUUUAGGGGACCCAGGUUUGAAUCCCGCCAUGGCGGAAGAUGGAAUUUGAAUUCAAUAAAUACCUGGAGUUAGGAAUCUAAUGAUGACCGUGAAUCCAUUGUUGAUUGUUGGAAAACCCCAUCUGGUUCACUAAUGCCCUUUAGGGAAAGAAACUGCCAUCCUUACCUGGUCUGGCUGACACAUGACACCAAACCCACAGCAAUGUGGUUGACUCUGAACUGCCUUCUGGGUAAUUAGGGAAGGGCAUUAAAUGUUGCCUAGCCAGUGACGCCCUCAUCCCGUGAAUGAAUAAAGUAAAAACAUAGACAGCCUGUUAAUUAAUGGCCUGAUUCUUGCCUCCCUACAUGAUGGAGGAGUUUGGGAAGGCACCUCACAAUGUGUCCAUAAGACCAUAAGACAUAGGAGUGGAAGUAAGGCCAUUCAGCCCAUCAGGCCAACUCCGCCAUUUAAAUCAUGGCUGAUGGGCAUUUCAACACCACUUCCCUGCACUCUCCCCAUAGCCCUUGAUUCCUUCUGAGAUCAAGAAUUUGUCGAUCUCUGCCUUGAACACAUCCAACGUUCCAGCCUCCACUGCACUCCGUGGCAAUGAAUUCCACAAGCCCACCACUCUCUGGCUGAAGAAAUGUCAUCUCAUUUCAGUUUUAAAUUUACCCCCUCUAAUUUUAAGGCUGUGCCUGCAGGUCCUAGUCUCCCCGCCUAACAGAAACAACUUCCUAGCAUCCACCCCUUCUAAACCAUACAUUAUCUUGUAAGUUUCUAUUAGAUCUCCCCUCAACCUUCUAAACUCCAAUGAGUACAAUCCCAGGAUCUUUAGCCGUUCAUCAUACACGAAACCUAUCAUUCCAGGGAUCAUCCGUGUGAAUCUCCGCUGGACACGCUCCAGGGCUAGUAUGUCCUUCCUGAGGUGUGGGGCCCAAAAUUGGACACAAUAUUCUAAAUGGGGCCUAACUAAACCGUUAUAAAGCCUCAGAAGCACAUCGCUGCUUUUAUAUUCCAACCCUCUUGAGAUAAACGACAACAUUACAUUCGCUUUCUUAAUUACGGACACUACCUGCAAGUUAACCUUUAGAGAAUCCUGGACCAACACUCCCAGAUCCCUUUGCACUUGUGAUUUGCAAAUUUUCUCACCAUUUAGAAAAUAGUCCAUGCCUGUAUUCUUUUUUCCAAAGUGCAAAACCUCACAUUUACUCACAUUGAAUUUCAUCAGCCAUUUCCUGAACCACUCUCCUAAACUGUCUAAAUAUUUCUGCAGCUUCCCCACCUCCUCAGUACUACCUGCCUGUCCACCUAUCUUUGUAUCAUCGGCAAACUUCCCCAGAAUGCCCCCAGUCCCUUCAUCCAGAUCAUUAAUAUAUAAAGUGAACAGCUGCGGGCCCAACACUGAACCCUGUGGGACACCACUUGUCACCGGUUGCCAUUCUGAGAAAGAGGCCUUUAUCCCAACUCUCUGCCUUCUGUCAGACAGCCAAUCCUCAAUCCAAGCCAGUAGCUCACCUCGAACACCAUGGGCCCUCACCUUGCUCAGCAGCCUCCUGUGAAGCACCGUAUCAAAGGCCUUUUGGAAGUCUAGAUGGAUAACAUCUACUGGGUUUCCCUGGUCUAAUAUACUUGUUACCUCUUCACAGAAUUCAAAUGUCACAUUUCAGAAGGGUGUAUUUAACAUGGCCUCAGGAGAGUGCCUGAGACCUUAGCCCAGGUGCAGUAAGGAAAAAGUCAUAAACUCGGAAAAAGGCACAAUAUUGUAACCAUGUGUAGAGCCGGAUGAACACAGCAGGCCAAACAGCAUCAGAGAAGCAGGAAAGCUGACGUUUCGGUGGUUCCCCUUUCUGUACAAGAUCUGUUUGCACAGUUGGUAGAUCACUGCCUCUGAGCCAGAAACAUGAGGUUCGAGUCCCACUCCAGGCUGAAUUUCUGCAGUGUGCCUUGUAGAUGGUACGCACUGCUCCUCUGAGUGUCAGUGGUGGUGGGAGUGAAUGCAUGUGGAUGUGGAGAAGGCUGCUUUGUCCUGGAUGGGGUCAAGCUGCUUGAGUGUUGUUGGGGCUGCACCCAUCCCAGGGCAAGUGGGGAGUAUUCUGUCACACUCCUAACUUGUGCCUUGUAGAUGGUGGACAGGCUUUGGGAAGUCAGGUGUUGAGUUACUUGCUGCAGGAUUCAUAGCGUCUGACCUGCUGUUGUAACCAGUGUUUUUAUAUGGUGAGUCCAGUUGAGUUUCUGGUCAGUGGUAACCACCAGGAUGGUGAUUUAAUAAUGAUAAUACCAUUGAAUGUCAAAGGGCGGUGGUUAGAUUGUCUCUCAUUGGAGAUGGUCAUUGCCUGGCAUUUGUGUGGCAUGAAUGGUACUUGCUACUUGUCAGCCCAAACCUGGAUAUUGUCCAGGUCCUAUUGCAGUUGGACAAGGACCAAUUCAGUGUCUGAAAAUUUACAACUCUUUAAGUUCAGAAAAUGUCUGAAUCAUCCAAAAUCUUCCAGUAUUUCCCAGCCAGUCUUUCAACAUAAGUACGUAUUCUGAAUAAUUCAGGCAACAUAUCUUCAUUCUGAAUGUUUAAUGGGAAAUCUUACUUGGGCUGAUAAGAAUGAUUCCAAAAAAGGAGCCCAAUAUAAAAACACAAGGGACCAAAUGGUGGCUUCAAACAGUCCUAUAAGACCAAAGGCAAGUCUUGCUGUGAGUGUGAGCAAGGAGGUAAGAUUGAAGGAGUUGGACUGUUCUCUUUGGACAGAGGAGGCUGACAGGGGAUCUGACAGAGGUUUUCAAAAUCAUGAACAGGGGCUGGAUAUGGUCAAUAGGGAGAAGCUGCUCUAGCUCGUAAGAGGAUUGAGAACAAGAGGGAGGGGAUAGAUUUAAAGUGAUGUGCAAAUAAAGCAAGGAUGGCAUGAGAGAACACUUUUUCCUACACUGACUAGUGAGGAUCUGGAAUGCACUGCCUGGAAGUGUGGGGAAGGCAGGUUUGACUGGAUAUUGGGUGAUCGUUUGAAUCAAAAUCGUGUUGCAGGAAUACAGGGAAAAGACAGAAGACUGGCAUGAAAUGCUAAAAUCAGUGAAGGUAGGAUUAGCUGAAAGAUCUCCUUUUGCAAUUAGGAUCAGAAUCAAUACUUGAGAGGUCCAUUCAAAAGUCUGAUAACAGCUGGGAAGGAGUUGAUUUUGACUGAUUUGAUUUAUUGUGGCCACAUGUUCGUAAUUACGGUGAAAUGUUUUUUUGCGAACAGUACAGGCAAACAAGGAUAUACAGAUCAUAGGAUGCUUCAGCUGAGUGAGGCAUACAAGGUUGCACUGUACAGGAGGUGCACAAAGCAAGAUCAACAUUAUUUGAAAUUAGAGAGGCCCAUUCAGCAGGGAAGACGCUGCUUCUAUACCUGUUCAUACAUCUAUUCAAACUUUUAUGCCUUCUGCCUGAUAGAGGAACUUGGAAGAGAGUAUAACAAGGUUAAGGAUCCCUGUUAUAACACCUUUUCAAUCUGGCAGUAUGACCGACUCAAUGGCUCUUGUUUUUGGAGUCAUCACUACGUCAUUCACAUUGUUGUCCAUACAUCAGUUCAGAAGGACAAAAUCCCAUGGACUCAUUCAGCAAAAGCUACUUUGAAUCUGAAAAAAAAGUGAUAUAUGCCUCAGCAUUUGUUGUAAAAUAUGAUUUUUAAUGAACAAUUCAGUGACAUUUAUAAUAUUGAACAAGUCACCUUGUGCCUCUUGCAAACUAGUGACAACAUCUAGGGACGGAAGAAUGAGGAGCAACUUUCUGAUCAGCACUUGAACCAUGUUUUUGACAAAUUUGUAAGCCUCUUCACUUAAUAUUGACCUUGAUUUAUUAGUCAGGAAUGCAACACUUAUUGGUUGUAUGCUGGUUGUUUAAAUAUUACUUAUUACCUGUUCACCGUCGCACCUUUGAAUGCAGUUUACCAUUCCACCAGAGCCAAUGUGCCCCUCAUGACAUUGUGGUUUCCUUUGUUUAGAUUUUCCAGUUGUUGGACGUUUGAUGCCACUUUUUCAGUUUGUGUGUGGACUUUGAUCUUGAUCUUGACCUCACUGUUCUUGUGGAUGAUGCUUCUGAGUUUGAGAAAAUGAUUGACGUCCUCAGUGCUGAUUUCCCAGUUAUGAAUGUUGCCAUCCAGUCAUUAUUUUUCUGAUCUAAUUAAUUGGGAAUAUCCAUUCAAAUCCCAAAAAUGCAGCUGGCAGAAUUUAAACUCAAUAAAAAUUGGACAUUGAAAGCUGCUAUCAGUAAUGGAGACAAUGAGGCUAUCAUUCUGCCUGGAAGUGUUUUGGAGGCAGAUUCAAGAGAGCAUUGAAUGUUUCUGUUUGAAUAAACUAAUGUGGGGUGUUAUGUGCAGGAGGCAGGAGAUUGGCUCUAAGUCAGUAUGCUCAGAGAGACAGUGCAGACAUGUUGGACCGAAUGGUUUAUUUUGGAAAGACAAACAGAUUUAACGGGAAUAUUCUUGGCAGUGUGGAGGAGCAGAGGGAUCUUGGGGUUCAUGUUCACAGAAAGCUGCCACCCAGGUGGAUAGAGUUGUUAAGAAGGUGUAUGUUGUAUUAGCUUCCAUUAAUAGAAGAAUCGAGUUCAAGAGCCAAGAAGUUAUGCUCCAGCUAUACAACAGCUUGGUUCAGCCACAUCUGGAUUUUUAUGUCCAAUUCUGGUCGCCUCAUUAUAGGAAAGAAGAGGAAGUGUUGGAAAAGAUGCAGAGGAGAUUUACCAGGAUAUUGCCUGGAAUAGAGGGAAGGCCUUACAAGGAAAGGUGAGAGAGCUAGGGCUUUUCUUUUUAGAACAUCCAAGGAUGAGAGGUGACUUGAUAGAGAUAUGCAAAAUGAUCAGAAGUAUAGAUAGAGUGGACAGCCAGAGACUUUUUUCUAGGGUGGAGGUAGCUAUUACAAGGGGGCAUAGUUUUAAAGUGAGUGGAGUUUAGAUACAGGGGAGACGUCAGAGGUAGGUUCUUUACUCAGAGAGUGGCCGGGGCGUGGAAUGCAUUUGCUGGAGAUUGUAGUGGAGCCGGCCUCAUUAGGGGCAUUUAAGCAGCUAUCAGAUAGGCAUGUGGAUGAUAGUAUAAGGUAGGGGUGGAGGUUAGACAGAUCUUAGGUUUAGGGUAAAAGUUCAGCACAACAUCGUGGGCCAAAGGGCCUGUACUGUGCUGUACUGUUCUAUGUUUACUUCUGCGCCAUAGCAAAAAAUAUUACAGUACAGGAUCUGGCCCUUUGGCCCACCAAGACUGUGCUGACACAUGACGCCUUUCGAAACUAAACAUUUUGCCUCUAAGCGGUCCAUAUCCCUCUAGUCCCUGUAUCUGUCAAGAUGCCCCUUAAGGAUUGUUAUUGCAUCUGCCUCCUCCACCUUUUCUGGCAGCACAUUCCAGGCACUUACCACGCUCUGUUUAAAAUAAAAACCUGUGUCUCACAUAUUCUUUAAAUUUACCCCUUUUCAUUUAAACAUAUGCCCUAUGUCUCCCAGUAAUUGACAUUUUUACCCUGGGACAAACACUCCGACGAUCCAUUCCAUCCAUGCCUCUCAUAAUUUGUAAUCUUCUAUCAGGUCAGCCCUUAGCCUUUGAUGUGAAAAGUAACAAUUUUGUGAAUUCUAUGUGGCCAAGUUAACUUGUUUCAAAAACAGAACAAUGAGUUAUUUCAUAAUUACAGUGGCGAGUGAGGAGAAUUUAAAUGACAAGAUGACAAAACAAAGCACAACUUCCAAACAGGAGAAUGUUUUCAAAAGAUAUUGAUUGCAUGUUAUAACCAUGUCAUGCCACAUGAUGGUGAUGACAGAUUUAAUAAUGCAGUUGGAUUUAAGUAAAAUCCACUGACGAACAAACAGACUAUGUCUCCUUAGCAACUAAAUAGUGACCAGGUUGAACUAAAUGACGUCCAAAUCCACACCAUUUUCCCAAUGGAUUUAUUGAAUUGUUUGGAGUAAGGUUAAGCGCAGCUGUCAGUGGUUUGUCCAUGUUUCACACUGCCCAUGGAUGUCUCACAGACAUGAGCCACAAUGUUUAAUGCAUGUGCAGGUGCCAGUAAAAAGAGAUUAUGAAUUAAUUCACAAUAUGUGCAGUUUCAGAUCGCUGCCGGUGUUGGUCCAAACCGGUUAAUACAAGAUCAGAGAAACCAGGUUCUCAGGCACAGCUCUUGCCGUGCAUGAGUGAGGGCAAAUGCAGAUAACACUGUGGUUGCUGUAAAGAUAAAAGUGUAUUUCAUCAGUGAUAUAAGAUCACAUGACCACCAGAAUAAUUAUUUAGUAAUUCAGAAUGUAAAUAUUGCUAAAAGGAAACACAAGGUCAAAGUUUAUCAGCAUCAGGACUGAGAUGCAAGAAAGUUAGAAAGGGAACACCAAUGGCUCACAUAAAUCACAAUGGAAGCUCAUCUGAUACAGUUGGAUUGGUUUCCGUAUAAUUCUCAGCACAGUCAGGACUAUUUAGCAAAUGUCAAUCAAAGCAGAAUCACGUUUAAUUUUCGGCUUGGUACUCUGAGGUUUGAAAAUGGUAAUAAACAUUGUCAACAUGCUGCCCAUUGCAGACAAUCAGAGGGAUGUGCUUUUUGAAACAGACCACCAGGUAUCGGAUGUUAGAGCUCUGUACCCCCAGGUAGUGUUGCCGUGGGAUCCCUGCAGGCACAACUCUGGCAAACAUCUUCACCGGUUGCUGUGAGAAGCACGUUUUCAAUGGAAAAACCACUGACCUGCUGCCCCUUGCAUUCUUCUGAAAUGUAUAAUCUGGACUUUUAGCAACGUUUACCUGAAUUACUAAUUUUUACAGAAAGGUGUUAUGUAAUGUCUUGCCCUGAAUAUCGUUGGAAGACAAUGUUCAGUGAAAGAUAAAUGUUUUCCGACAGCCUAGUUACCCGCAGUCUGUAUUGACCAUAAUCUUGGACAUAACUAGAUGACAAUUAUAGACAAUGAAAACAGUCUCUGAACUAAUAGACUCUAAGAUGAUAGUCAUAACAGGUGAGAUCAUUCAGCCCAUGGAGCCUACUGUAUCAUUCAAUAAACCUUGAUGUUAUUGCUUACCUGAACAGACUUGAGGGGCUGAAUGGCUUCCUUCUGCUCCUAUGUCUUAUGAUCUUAUGGAUGGGGUCAUGGCAGAUCUGAUUCUAGCCUCAAUUCCACUUUAUCACCUCAGUCAAGUACAGCAUCUGUUUAACACAGAGUGCAGAUGAGCUCUGGUUUGUGAAUGGGUUACAUUCUGAACUCUGGUCGUAAGUUGAUUUGUUUGCAAUUAGUAACACAAUCCAGGACAAUAUAAAAUAGCCAUUUGUAAGCACAGGGGAUACUGUGAUGCUUUCUCAUUGUCUUUUGCAGAAUGGCUGACUGGGAGACUCCACUCUCCCUGCCUACCAGGGAAAAACUGGAAGUUUUACAAGCUGCGGAUCAGCUGGCUAGGUCAUGUCAGCAAGGUGUUUGACUUGAACCCAGAGCCUCUGGUCUAGAGAUAGAGACACUGCACUGCAAAGAUGUCCUGUCAUUAAAUAGGGAAAGGAUUGACAACAGUCAGAACAAUUUUACAACUCUCUUCUCCAUUUAAAGGAAUUUUCAGCAUUUCCUUUGUUUAAUCAGAAACUCCUAAAAAUGACUGAUAAUCAAUGCAGAUUGCUAAAUGCCUUUAAAAAGUCAUCAACAAGUUAACUUAAAUAACCUGGUUACAUUCACAGAGUAGUUGUUAAUAAAACAUAUCUGAGCAAUUCUCAUAAGAUAUCUGCUUUGGAAUACAAAAUGUGAGCAAUUGAGUCCAAUGUUGUAACAAUGACAGAUUACACAGUUCACCUGACAACUGUGUAGCUAUCAGGUGGCCUUUGAGAGUCUUACAAUAAUGAGUUUUAUCAGAUUACUGUACUAUAUUUUGAGACUGUUGGUUUAACAGAGUAGGGCAUUCAGCCCAUCAAGCACACCAUUCUAUAUGAUCAUGGCUGAUGUCGCCACACCUUCCUGGAGUGGGAAUGUGGAAUAAGUGCAGAUAAGUUGUGUAUUUUUUGGGGGUACAAACUUGAUGGGUUGAAGGGCUUCUACUGUAAUUCUGUGAUCCUAUCAUUAUAAUCAUGUCCACCACUGGUAAUAAAUAAUCUAUAAAUCUCUGCUAAACAAA
Messenger RNA from Stegostoma tigrinum, 9955 nucleotides. RefSeq names its product F-box protein 4 (gene fbxo4). The transcript has 7 exons. Gene Ontology annotation, cellular component: SCF ubiquitin ligase complex. Bases 411 to 1556 code for a protein of 381 amino acids. Gene Ontology annotation, biological process: SCF-dependent proteasomal ubiquitin-dependent protein catabolic process; protein polyubiquitination. Gene Ontology annotation, molecular function: protein binding. The record is from RefSeq and is a predicted model, not a curated record. NCBI's taxonomy places the organism in Eukaryota, Metazoa, Chordata, Chondrichthyes, Orectolobiformes, Stegostomatidae.